Molecule: messenger RNA, 589 nt
Organism: Dentiscutata heterogama
Lineage: Eukaryota; Fungi; Glomeromycota; Glomeromycetes; Diversisporales; Gigasporaceae
Source: the annotation of a GenBank genome assembly
AUGGAGGUGAGCGAGAAUCUUAAAAGUGAGCCUGAAGCAGUAAAGACAUCAACUUCGAACGCUUGGGACCAACUAGCGCCAACGCAGAUGAACAGUGAGGUGCUUAUUGAACGAACGUUUAGAACUCGUUCAAAAUCAGUUUCUCAUUCAAUAAGCACUCACCAGACUGCAAAGUUAAACUGUGCUACUGAAGAUGAGAUUUCGCUUGUUACUACUGAAGUGCAAUCUUGGGAGACUACUUUAGAAAAAGCUAUUAAAGCAAUUAUUUCGAUCAAAGCCAACCACGUAAGAAGUUUUGAUACUGAGACUUCAGGCGAUUAUUCAGCUACAGGUUUUAUCGUUGACGCUGAAAGAGGUCUGAUCCUCUCAAACCGUCAUGUAGUUUCACCAGCCCCUAUCGUAGCUCAGGCUGUUUUUACUAAUUAUGAAGAAGUAGAAUUAAAACCUAUAUACCGCGAUCCAAUUCAUGAUUUCGGUUUCCUUAAAUUUGAUCCUAAAAAAGUAAAAUUUAUGGAUCUUGUUCAAAUACCUCUAAGUCCGGAAAGAGCAAAAGUAGGAUUAGAAAUUAGAGUCGUAGGUAAUGAUGCUG